GUAGUUAUAUUAUUUUAUGAUAUCAUUAUGAUUAAACUAAUUAAUUUUACUAUUAUAGUCAUCAGCAGGUUAAAUUAAUUUGUGUCGAAAAAAUUGCAUUUGAAAAUAUCAUUGUGUAUAUGAAAUAAUAAAAUAUAAUAGUAAGAGUUUAGUAAAUACACACGAAUAAUACUUUUAAAUUUCAACAAAAUAACUAAAAUCGUCAUUCUUUGUUUAAAUAUUUACUUUCGUCCAAAUUAAAAUUUAAAAUAUCCAUGAAAAAACAGUCAUUUCUUUAUUUUGACAAAGUUUUAAUUUAGUAUUUUCAAGACUUUUAUUCAGUGAAAGUGACGCAUUUUCUAGUUUUAAUACUGUGAAAUUAUUUUUUAAGAUAAAUCAUUUUUUUAUUCCUAUUUUCAAAUAAAGCUAUCGUAUUUGUUAUAGACUUUGAAGUGUUUUUCUCCAAAGACAAAAGUACUGAUUUUAUAGAAUUUAAAUUAUCAGAAUAAUAUGACACGGCGUCUAGUCAAGUUCCCCGUCGUAUAAGUAUAGGCUGUGGAGGCAAUGGUAAUCCAGGAAAUAGUUCUCAGAAUUUCAAUACAAAAUUAAGAGCUAUUAAAAAUAUUUUUUUUAACUUAUGCUGUCGUUAUUCAUGUAUUGGAGCUUUAUUGUUUUACACACCCUAUGCAGUUCAUGUACUGUACAUUGUACAAGUCACAUAUAUGUAUAAUCAUGUUUGGUAACAAAAUAGUUAGCGAAUAGUUUUCACCAUAAUAUUAUAUAAUAUGGUGCAGCAACAGUUAAGAAUAAAAAUACUUUGUCGUAUUUACUAUCGAUAAUAUCCUAUUUUCUUCCUUUCACCAACCACCACAGCCAAAAUAUACCAUACAACAUGCAUUUUAGGUGUUUAUUGUUGAAAUGUGCAAUAAUAUUUGUUUUAUUAAAAAUUUGCAAAUAUUUUCAAAAUAAAAUAACCACCAUUUGGUCAUCAUGACGUAAUUCGAUAAUAUAUGAACCAUAAUAAAUAUAAAAAAAUCAUGCCUGUGAAAUUCUGCUCAUAUAAACAUAUCAAUACACUUCACAAAGUAUGAAACAUUAAAAAAAAAAUACAAUAAAUAUCAACAAUCAACCAUUAACAUUUUGAACAAAAUCCAAAUACCAAAUACAAUAUCAACCAAUCGACAAAACAAAACAUUUUUUUUUAUUAUGGUAGUAAAUGUUUUGUUAACAUAAUCCUAUGUAUUUUUAGAAGGCCGUACCUACUGAGGUGGGGGGGGGGGAUUUUGGAAGGACCUAAUUUUUGACUUGUGAUAUUAUAUUAUGAGAAAAUAUUUAUUUUAGUUUUUAGAAUAAAGCUGAAUAAAAAUAUAUAGUAAUCUCCAUAUUAUAUAAAUAAUUACUAUAUUCCGGAUUUCUUGAUAAUAUUAAUAUUUCCGUAAAAUAGCUAUAUAAUAUCAUUUAAUGUAAUUACCAUACAAAAGAUAAAUAAAUAAACACGAUGUCGUCAAAAGGUCAACAAUUCAAGGUCAACAAUCCCUUCUCCUGAAAAAAUAAACCAGUCAGUUGACAGUUCUUAGCAGCCCAAUGCUGCAAUGAGUCAUGAGACAGCUCGUCCGCUGGUCACAGUUCCCGACACACAACUCAUUGACUUGGUGUCCUGAUGAACAGAUUAACUUUAUUUUAAAUCUUAAAUUUAUUUCAAAUACGGUAAUCCUCAUAAUCAAAGGUAUCCGCAGUAUUUGAUUGUAUUGAUUUAUUGUAGUCAAGUUGACUAACGUUAAAAUGUCUUUGACGGAACCUAGCACAUUGCACAUAAAAACGCUUUUGGAUAAAUUUGGACAUUCUACAUUUCGGCCCAAGCAAUGGGAAAUCAUACGAUCGGUUUUGGAGGAGAAAAAAGACGUCUGUGUGGUUAUGUCUACUGGUUAUGGAAAAAGUCUGUGUUAUCAGUAUCCGGCAGUUCAUAGCAACGGUUUAACCAUAGUUGUUUCGCCGUUAAUAUCGCUAAUAAAAGAUCAAUUGCUUUCCCUGGAGAAGGUGAAGGUUAAAGCAUAUCAGCUAACAACGCAAACUUCUAUGGAUGACGCCGAAAGAAGUCUUUUUUCCGGAGACGUAAGAGUGUUAUAUAUAACCCCAGAAUCCUUAGACAAGGAUUUAGUAGUACUGAUUUUACAAUCUUUACGGACUAAAAACAAUAUCGUUGCUGUUGCUAUUGACGAAGCACAUUGUAUUAGUCAGUGGGGUUUUGAUUUCAGACCUGCUUAUAGGAAUUUAGGAAAAAUACGCAACAUACUACCCAAAGUCCCAAUCAUGGCUUUAACAGCCACUGCUACACCAAUUGUUCGCAAAGACAUUUGCACCUCAUUGAAACUCAUAAAACCAAACAUUUUCUAUAUGGGAUUUAAUAGAGAAAAUUUAUACUUUGAGGUGUCAAGAAAGCUGUCAAAAAAAACAAAUUUAUUAUUGGACAUAAAAAAAUAUAAGAAAGAAAACAAACUUUUUUUUGAGGGAUCAACAAUUAUCUAUUGUCCAACAAAAAAAGAGACUGAUACAGUUGCAAAUGAAUUACAUAGUAAUGGGAUAAAAUGUGGAGUUUAUCAUUCUGACAUUUCAUUGAAACAAAGAAACAUUGUGCAUGAACAAUUUGUAAAAGAUAGUUUGAAAAUUGUUGUAGCCACAAUGGCUUUUGGAAUGGGAAUUGAUAAAUCAGAUGUAAGACAGGUAAUUCAUUAUGGAGCUCCAAAAGAUAUUGAAUCAUAUUAUCAAGAAGUCGGUCGAGCAGGACGAGAUGGUGAACCAGCAAUGUGUUAUAUUUUCUACAAUGAAGAAGAAAUUGCAAACAAUAAGAGGUUAACACUUUCAACAAACACAGAUGACAUGUCAUACAACUCUCAUAAAAAAAAAAUGGCUGAGGCCAUCGAAAAGUACAUUGAGACUAGAUUGUGUAGACGUCAACUACUAAUAUCCUAUUUUGAGGAUGUCUCUUCGUCAAAUACAACUGACAGAAUCAUCGUUAGAAAAGACUGCUGCGAUAAUUGUACAAAUAAUAGUUCUAAACGUGUAGGUACCAUUAUACCGCGUACAUGUGAAGAUGAGUAUACACGUGAAGAAAAAGUACCACAAUCUAAAAAACAAGAAAUAAGUAUGGAGCAUUCAAAUACCAAUCAUCUGAACAUAUUUUUUAAAUACAACGAACAAUCGAAUGUAUCCAAUUGUAAAGUAAAAAAUUGUCCACAUCCAGUAAUGAAGGGACGUCGAUUUCAAUCAUUGAAUAAUCAUAUUCUUAAAAGGCAUCCAAACGAAUACAGACAAUUAAUGAUUACCAAGAAUAAUAAAAAAAAUGAAGGACGUCGUUUUGAAGUAGAUAAAAACUUGAAACGUAAAAUAACAAGUAUUGAGCGUUCAAAUUCGAAUCUUGUGAAUAAAUUAUAUUUUAACUACAACGCAGAAUCGGAUGAAUCAAAAUGUAAAAUACAAAAUUGUCCACAUCCAGUGAUGAAGGGUCAUCGUUCUAAGACAUUGGAGAAUCAUAUUCUUAAAAGGCAUCCGAACGAAUACAAGCAAUUAUUGAUCGAAAGAAAUUGUGAAGUUGAUAAAAAUAUGAAUAAACGUAAAAACAUUGGAUCCUCAAAUGGAAUACUUGAUGAUAUUAAAAUAAAUAAAACAAAUUUAAAUACAUCUUUAAACAUAUCAAUGAGUCGAGAUAUGUUACUGGAAGCUUGUUUAGAACUUGUGACAAAUAACGGUAGACCAUUUGACAUAUUCAAAGACUCUGGAAUGAAAAAAAUAUUAAAACCAAUAACUGAUGCAAUUGGAGGAAAUUUUGAUAUUAAUCCAGAACUAAUACAAUUGUAUAUAACUAAGAAAGCUGAAAGUAUUGUUAAGAUUAUUAAAAAGGAAGUAGAAAAUCGUCCUUUAUCCCUUAAAAUUGAUCGUGUUAUGCGAUUAAAUCACUCAAUAAUUGGUAUAAAUGUACACUACCAAGUUGAAAAUAAAUUGCAAAUUCGUACCUUGGAAAUGACGGUAUUGCGUGAAUCUCAUAAUGCUGAACUCUUAAAAUCAGUGAUAAUAAAAGUCCUUGAUCAGUACAAUAUUAUGCAUGAUCAAAUAUAUUCCUGUACAGUAGACAGUGGAUCCAAUAUGGUUAAAGUGGUAAAACCUAGUUCUGACAAUCAAGGAAAUAACGAUAAUUCCGAUAGUGAUGCAGAAAUUACAAAUGAAGAAUUAUCUGAUACAAAUGAAGAUAACGGAAGAGAUAUUUUAAUUGAGCAUGAAAAUAAAAAUGAUACUUUACAAGAUCGCAUAGCCAUUUCAUUUCAAUCCCCUGAAAAAGGAUUGACGCACAGUUUUAAAUGUUCAGCGCACACAAUUCAGUUAUGUGUUUAUGAUGGAUUAAAUAACACCAAUCAUAAAGAUAUUUUGAAUAAAGCUCGCAAAAUUGUUAGAGAAUUGAGAACACCAACAAUGGCCAAUGCAUUAAAAAACAGCGGUUUGAAAAAGUCAAUAUUAGAUUGUAAAACUAAAUGGAAUUCACUGUACGAUAUGUUACAAGGCCUAUUAGAACACAAAGAUUUUUGCCUAAUGAAAUCUAUUGAUAAUCGAUCACUGGAACUCAGCAUAACUAAUUGGGGCUUAAUAGAAUCAUUGGUUGUAGCUUUAAAAUCAGUUAAAACAGGCUCUAUUUCCCUUCAAAGAGCAGAUCUGACAGUUGGAGAUUUUUUUGGUUGUUGGUGGAAGAUAAAGAAUGGACUUAACAAAAUAAAUAAUGUGUUUUCCGUUGCUAUCGUCGAAUCAAUGAAUAAAAUGAUGGAAAAAUUAUUAUUUAAUGAUGUAUUUUCAGCAGCUGUCUACUUAGAUCCACGAUAUCAACAGCUACUAUCGCUUGAAUUUAAAAAUAAAGCUAAAGCUCAUCUUUAUAAGCUAUGGAAACUUUUAGAGUCAUUAAAAAAUCGUGGAAUAUCAAAUAAUCUCAGAGAAUCUGCAGACAUUUCUAAUACCAGUUCUGAAGAUUUAAGAAUUAUUGAUGAAGAAGAGGAUGAAUUUGAACAAUUUUUAAACACAACUUGUGGACCACAGGCUGUUUCAUGUAGUACUCAAGUUCAGCUUCCUGAUAUUAAAUCAAUAAUUGAUUCAUUUGAUCGAGUGGAAAGAAUUUCUUAUGACACUAAUAUUAGAGAUUACUGGAUAUUAAAACAGAAAGAUAUUCCAGAACUCUAUAAACUUGCGCAAGUUUUACUAGCUAUACCCGCAACUCAAGUCAGUGUUGAAAGGUGCUUUUCGAGCUUAAAGUACAUUUUAAAUAGAAGGGACCUUUCUCCUACCAUUUUAGAAAAUAUUAUGUUGGUAAAAUGUAAUACCAUCACAAAUUAAAAUUUAAAACAUUAAACAGACAGACUAUUAAACUAUUGGGAUAGGUUCUAGUAAUAUUAACCUUGUAUUUUUAAUGUAUUACAAUUUAAAUAAGUUAAAUAAUAAUUAGUAUUUAAUAAUAAACUGAUUCCGUCGAGUGUUACUGCUGAGUAGCUACUCCCCUCGCGCCAUCAAAGCCAAUUGUAUUCCAUCCCAUAUGCUCAUUGUAAAUUAUUACAGAUUGUACCUAUAUAUUCAAAUAAAUGUUAAAAAGAAAAUAAUAAUAAACUGUUACCCUUGAAUAUCAGGAUGUCUCUUUUAUCCUCUAUGUCCCCCAAGGAGGUCACCUAGUGCCAUAAUUACUGUUUAUCUUAUUUAUCUAUUUAUAUUAAUAAAUGGAUUACCAAAGCCCAGUUCCUCCUAUUUGCCGAUGGCAUAAAAAUCUACUUAGAAAUGUAUUCUCCUGGAAGUUGUCUCGUCCUUCAAUCUGAACUUAAUAUCUUCUCCACCUGGGUCCAGCGUCUAAGUCUGUUACUCAACUUUGAAAAAUGUCAUAUUAUGACGUCAUUUACUAGAAAUCGUUCUCCCAUUUACCAUCCUUAUUAUCGCCUCGUGGACGUCCUUAUUGCACAGGUGUUUAUAUUCAAGGACCUCGGCAUUUUCUAUUCCUCCUCUUUAUGUUUCGAGCACCACAUUAAUAUAAUUGUCCCUAAAACCCUUAAGAUCUUAGGAUUUAUUAAACGAGUCUUACAAACGUUAUCAUCGGCCAAUUGCCUCCGCUCAGUUUAUUCCAGUCUGGUUCGCUCUAAAAUAGACGCUUUCGUCGCCAGAGGAAAUGGUGGAUGAUAUCAGUUCAUCGUAAUAGAACACUAAAUAGUAUGGAUAGUUUUUUCAAUGGGACUAGUGAGGAAUCUAGUGAGUUCACCAGUUUUUGCAGAAUGUCACUUGCAGAUUUCGAAUUUCUUCUGGUCAAAAUUGAACCAAUGAUAAAAAAACAAACGAAACUGAGAAUACCUAUACCACCGAAAAUACGUUUGGCAAUUACCUUAUGGUAUUUAGCAACAGGGGACAGCUAUAGAAGUCUUCAUUAUUUAUUCAAGGUUUCGACACCAACCAUUUCAUUAAUCGUACCAGAAGUGUGCAAAGCUAUUAAUGUUGUUCUCAAUGACCAAAUUAAGAUGCUAUAACAAACAAAUUCUCAAAUACUCCUAAAACAAAAAUAGAUUUUAAAGAAGCAAUCGAUAAUCAUCUCAAAAAGGCACCAAGGCCGUCAGUAUAAGUUAUAACCAAACAUUUAAAAAAAAGGUCAUCCUUCAAAUCUUCACACAUUUAUACAUCAAUUCCGCUACUCAAUACUGUUUUCCCAAAAUCAAACUGUUCAAUACCUACCACACACACUGAUAUGUAUUAAUACCACACACAAAUAUAUCAAAAAUCACAUUAUUGUUUACAUUUUCGUCUUUAAACUUUUUUAGGCCAAGGGUAGUGGUAUAAUUAGGCCCCUACGACUUGGACAGAGUACCAUUUUAUUAAAACAGGCAAACAGAGGAGCCCAACGAGGGGGCCCCAUCGAUCAUGCGGUCUUGGGCACGUGCCAAAAAUGUCCAAUGGGAAAGAGGUCCCUGAUUGUUUAGAAUCGCACUCCAGUUAAUCAAAUUUUAUAAAAAACACAAAAUCAUAAAAAUAAAACUUUCAGGAUUAUCCGCAGAUUGUUAUAUUACACGUUUCUCGUUACUCCAGAUAAGAAUCGCGUAUGGUUUUAAUUUUGUAAAUAUUAGUAACAAGACAUAAGUCAAGAACAUUUAGUGUGAUCGCGUCUCUUUUAGACUUCGCUUAUAAUUCUACAAGAAUUUAUAGUAACAAUUUAACAUCGAACUCGCAUAAUGGACGACGUUAUACCUACAAGUUUACAUUAUAAAUACAGGUGCGCAAUCAAUAAUUCACCAAAACUAUACAUGCCACAUUGUUCGUACAUAUUUGAAUUAUUGAAUAGCCAAAAUUCCCUUUUUCACAGCAGAAAAAAAUCUGUGCGUUAUUGAACGGUGCAAAAUGUGCGGAUAUGAAUAAUAAGUGUGUGGUUUUGAACGACAGCAACACCCCUAAAUACCACAACAUGAACAGGAUCAAACUUAAAUUAAUUUUUAACGCAUUUUUUUUAAACUUUUAUAUUUUAUAAAUCCCGAAGUAUUUAUUUUUUUUUUUUUUACAUUGUUCAUCUUUAAAUUACAUACUUCAAAAGUUGUAAUACAUGUGUUGUACCUACAGUUUUUGUAUUAAAGAAAAAUAAUGUAUUGCUACUUUUUAACUAUUUGUUGAUAAUAAAUAAGUAUUCUAUUAAAAUGUAUUGUACAUAAAUAUAAAUAAUUAAAAU
Molecule: messenger RNA, 7699 nt
Organism: Metopolophium dirhodum (rose-grain aphid)
Lineage: Eukaryota; Metazoa; Arthropoda; Insecta; Hemiptera; Aphididae
Exons: 21
Coding region: 1762-5349 (1195 amino acids)
Biological process (GO): double-strand break repair via homologous recombination
Cellular component (GO): chromosome; cytoplasm; nucleus
Molecular function (GO): nucleic acid binding; four-way junction helicase activity; ATP binding
Source: RefSeq, a predicted model, not a curated record